Messenger RNA from Betta splendens (Siamese fighting fish), 3104 nucleotides. RefSeq lists its product as uncharacterized. The transcript is spliced from 15 exons. Lineage: Eukaryota; Metazoa; Chordata; Actinopteri; Anabantiformes; Osphronemidae. The coding region runs from base 544 to 2322 and encodes 592 amino acids. The record is from RefSeq and is a predicted model, not a curated record.
GGGCGUUGUCAGAAUAAAAGCCGGAAGUCGCCGUCUCCUGCGUUGCGUGUGAACUCUGCCGCGACGUUAGAACGUCGACCACGCAUUUUACAUUAUAAAGCUAAAGCUAACAUCCUGAUUGUUUUUACUAGCUUGACGCUAAUAAUUUCCUUCCUGUGCCUUUGCUGCGGCCUUUUUCAUUGGUCGCGCCCCCGGCGAAACACGAUUGGUUGCGUGAUGGACGUAAACAAAUGACAAGACACUGUAUUUACUGUAACUACUGUAAAGCCUCUUUAUAAAGUGUGUUUUUACCUAAACAUUUAGACAUUUGUUUGAUAUUUAAACGUAUUAUUGGGCGUGACUUAUCUUUUUCACACGUAAAUAAAUUACAUUUAUUAGACAUAAUUAAACAUUGCCUUGCGGCGCGAGGCAGGAUUGGUUUCUCCUCGCGCAGCUUUGUCAGCAAAGUAGCUUUAGCCGGCUGGCUAGACAUUUUCAUACAGGCUUUAAUUUAUUAAGUCUCAUCAGGGACGUUAUUAUUUUGUGAUAGUUCAAGUUGUCGAAAUGAAUUGGGUUGGGGGUUCAAGGAACCGGUUAGUCAUGAAAAAUGACUCGAAAAGGCAAAGGGAGUUUUUCGAAAAGCGACGGAUGCAGCAGAAACUGAAAAACGUGGGAUUAGCUCUUCCUGCAGCCUCGCCCAGAGCUAACUCUGGUAACAUGGACCUGUUGACUUUGUUUGUUGUCAACCAGAUAGCUGCCAAGAAAGAAAUUAGAGAGCCUCCUAAAGUAGGAGUUGUUGGUGGCUCUAAACGAGGAUCCAAACAUAGUAGUCAUGACUCUCUGGUGCUCCCAAUGAGUCCCUGUUCUCCCUCACAGCUGAGUCUUGCUGAGAGCCAGCCCCAGUACAGUUCUCAAGUAAUAAGACAGAGAAGGAAUGCUAUUCCACAAGGGUUCAAGUUUCGUCAGCUGUCACCAGUGCUGGAGUCAGCUUUCUCCGACAACAGUGCAUCGGACUACCUGCCACACACAGCUGAUCCCCUCAGCUCCUUGUCCUCUGCCUCAUCAGCCUCUUCCGGACAAGGAAUAUUUCCUCUGCAGAUUAGUCUUCAGCAGAGAAGCCUGAAUAAGGCACAGCCAGUGCCCCACUGCUGCUCUCCACCCUGGGACCCCUCAGGAUUAGAUCAGACAGAGUUUCAGCCUUUCUCUCUGUCCAGAGGUGUGACAUGCAAUAAGCCCUGGGCCGUUACCUCAAACCAACCCCUCUAUCAGCAGGAGACAGCAGCCCAAGUCCUGUUUGGAAAUCCAGAACCAGUUGAAACAGAGGUAAGAGAUCACUCCUCUCAAGAAGGCAGGUUGUCCCUUAAUGGACCAGUUGACAAGGACCCCAUGUUGGAAAUGUUGGAAAGGGAGCAGCAGUUCAAGGAAGACGUCUUUAGAGGUUUCUGCACUGAAGAAUACAAAAGAGAAGCUCUUUAUGCAGGAAGACCAAAAUCAAGGAUAUAUCUCAGGCGUGGAACACCAAAUAGAUCCUCAACACCACAAACCGUCCCAGACUCAGAGAGUGGAAUGAAGCUCUCCAGCAGCAUUUACACAAACCUAUCAGCAGGCUCUGGACAUAAGACCGGCCCAGGGAAUAGCUGUGAACAUCUGCCAAGUUGCUCCUGUAGAGAAGGUUACCUCAGUGCAAACUCGAAUGAUGAAGAAGAAUGCUGCCAGCUAUGUUUCAACACUCCCGCGUCUUCAUGCGUUAACCAGGCUGGAUGUGAAACCCCAAGAGUUAAGGAGGGCUCACAGAGUAAACCAAAAGAAAGACACGCCCAGCGCAGUCCAUUCACUCCUCUAAUAGCUAAAGGGAACUUCGAAGAAGAGCAGAAGGUUAUGGACAAUGAGGUUCACCUACAUACAGCCUGUGGGAGUAACAGGAGCAGCAUGGCUCAGUGUUUAUCUCCUCGACCUCUAACUGGAACCCAGAAAUGUGAGCUGUGCAAAUGCGAGACAGUGUUGAGGGCAACGCGAGAAGCAGGAACUCAGACCGCCCUCACAGCUGAGACGCUGGACGCUUCGACUCAAUGUGACAGAGUGGUCACCGAGGCUGAGUACAAGUUGUUAUUUCCACCUGUUGACUUGUCUGUGCCGUUCCCAGCCACAGGGAGGCAGACUCAUACUGCUGCAGAGGCCUACAAGCAACAAAACGUCUUCAGGAAGCUGGGGUGGAGGGAAGGGUAUGAACAGCAGCAACAAAUCCAAGGAUUACACCCUGUCAGGAAGCAGAAUCGCAAAGAAUUCAUCAACAAUGACAGCAGAGAAAUCCCACAUAGUUCCAUAAACCCUUCACUGACUUGAAACAAGGUGGAGGGAAAGGAGAGAGCAGAGGUGAGACAAAGAAACAGGAAAACAUCCCUCAGAUGAAAGAGAUAACCUGGAGGAGGUCACAUCUGCCACCAGAGUUCACAGAUUCACAGAAGCAGACAACAUUUCGCUGCUGCUCAAACAGAAGAAGGAAAAAUCUGAGAGGCGAAUGAAGGCAAGCAGACAAAAGAUGCCCAUUCUGUCCUUUUUUAUUCAAAUUGUUAUUAAACUGUUUGUUUUAGGCAACCAAACAAUACAUAUUCAUAGUGUUAAUUCUUAAUGUUAACACAGAGACACACAUGAAAUAAAUUCUGGCGUUUAUGUCUUUCCCAUAUACAUAUUCAAGUGUUGAGAGUUUGAGAUACUUAUUUUACAGAAUAUAAACUCUGGCAAAACAUUUACAGCUCCGGACAAUCAAAUAUACUAUACAGCACUGGUGGUAGUAGUGGUUUGCAGGUCAUUGUAUACUGUAGAAACACUGAGUUGGUUCACAUAGGAAAAAUUGCAACCAUUUCACCAAAGGACAGUGUUGUACAUAUUUGUGUGUUAUGGGCUGAACCCCCAGCAUCUUCUUCAUGACAUAAUCUGAGCUAUGGAGUGCAUUUUGUGUUUUGUUUAAUUAAAUACUUUAUGUACAAAACUACUGGGGAACCAGAAAACAGUAUUGUUACAGCAUGUUUAUCAUUACCUGACAGAUGUGCUCAUUUGUGAUUGGUUUCUUUGGGCAUGAGUCAGUGUGAUGCCCUGAAAAUAAAGGAUACUUUGAAGGCUCAUUA